Molecule: messenger RNA, 12142 nt
Organism: Motacilla alba alba
Lineage: Eukaryota; Metazoa; Chordata; Aves; Passeriformes; Motacillidae
Gene: SV2C
Product: synaptic vesicle glycoprotein 2C
Exons: 13
Coding region: 546-2729 (727 amino acids)
Biological process (GO): chemical synaptic transmission; transmembrane transport
Cellular component (GO): membrane
Molecular function (GO): transmembrane transporter activity
Source: RefSeq, a predicted model, not a curated record
UAAUUUUUCUCUUCUAGCAGAAAAAAGGGCCCUGUUUCCACUGACGCCUCCCAGCCGUGCCGGCGACGAGGGCGGAGAGGUGUUUCUGUGCCUCCCCUCCGCCGGCUCUGGCCGCUGCCUGCGGCGGGGAUCGCCCUCCCCGCACCCCACGCCUCCGGUUAUUGAUGGUGGCGGCCGCCGCCCGCCCCGCGCCUCCUGCUGCUCCCGCCCGCUCCCUCUCUCUCCCCGGCGCUGCCGCAGAGGCUCCACCGCAACGCGAAGCCCUCACAGCCGCUCCGGUCCGCCCCUCCUCUGGUCUGUCACGCUCGGCGGCUCCUCCGAGAGGCUCCUCGCUCCCCCCCGCAGCUUCACGCAGCGAGCAGGAGCCAGCAGCAGCGGGAGCGGAGGGAGCUGCCGCGGCUCUCCGCCGCCUGCCCCCCGGUUGAAUAUUACAGCUUCAUUUGUCCCUGGGUUUUUUCCCACCAAUGUCCAACACGCAAUAGACAUUCCAAACAAUAUUUGGCAGGUGCCUUUGCAGCUUAACAGCAGUCCUUCUUUGAUACAGGAUGGAGGACACCUACAAAGACAGGACUUCAUUAGUGAAAGGGGCCAAAGAUAUUGCUAAAGAGGUGAAGAGGCAAGCAGUGAAAAAAGUGAAUAAAGCGGUUGACAAAGCCCAGGAUGGCUACACACAGAGGUCCUACAGUCGAUUUCAGGAUGAGGAAGAUGAUGAUGAUUACUAUGGCCAAGGAGGAAAUUAUGGUGUAGAAGCUAAUGAUGAUGAAGGAUCAAGUGAAGCAACUGAAGGACAUGAUGAAGAUGAUGAAAUUUAUGAAGGGGAGUAUCAGGGAAUCCCCAGCAUGGGGCAGGGUAAGGCUGACAUGAUGGCCUUAGGUCAGUCUAUGCAUGAUGAGUACAAAGAUCGUCAUGAACUGGAAACAGAGAGGAAGGCUGAUGAAGAAGAGCUAGCACAGCAAUAUGAAUUGAUAAUACAAGAAUGUGGCCAUGGUCGUUUCCAGUGGGCCCUCUUCUUUGUGCUAGGAAUGGCCCUAAUGGCUGAUGGGGUUGAAGUGUUUGUGGUUGGAUUUGUGUUGCCCAGUGCUGAAACAGAUAUGUGUAUACCGAAUUCUGGAUCAGGAUGGCUUGGGAGUAUCGUGUACCUUGGGAUGAUGGUGGGGGCAUUCUUCUGGGGAGGCUUGGCAGACAAGGUGGGAAGGAGACAAUCACUCUUGAUAUGCAUGUCUGUCAAUGGAUUCUUUGCCUUCCUUUCAUCCUUUGUCCAGGGCUAUGGCUUCUUCCUCUUCUGUCGCUUAUUUUCUGGAUUUGGGAUCGGUGGAGCCAUGCCAACAGUCUUCUCCUAUUUUUCGGAAGUGCUCGCUCGGGAGAAACGAGGUGAACACCUGAGCUGGCUCUGUAUGUUUUGGAUGAUUGGUGGCAUCUACGCUUCCGCAAUGGCUUGGGCAAUAAUUCCUCAUUAUGGAUGGAGUUUCAGCAUGGGCUCUGCCUACCAGUUCCACAGCUGGCGAGUAUUUGUGAUUGUCUGUGCACUGCCUUGUGUCUCUUCUGUGGUUGCCCUCACCUUUAUGCCGGAAAGCCCACGGUUCCUGCUGGAGGUUGGAAAACAUGAUGAAGCUUGGAUGAUACUCAAACAAAUUCAUGACACAAACAUGCGUGCUCGUGGUCAGCCUGAGAAAGUCUUCACUGUUACCAGAAUCAAAACACCUAAACAGAUAGAUGAGCUCAUUGAAAUUGAGAGUGAUACUGGAACUUGGUACAGGAGGUGUUUUGUAAGAAUCCGCACAGAGCUGUAUGGAAUUUGGUUGACAUUUAUGAGAUGCUUCAACUACCCAGUGAAGGAUAAUACGAUCAAACUUACAGCUGUGUGGUUCACCCUGUCUUUUGGCUACUACGGCUUAUCUGUCUGGUUUCCUGAUGUCAUUAAACAUCUGCAGUCAGACGAGUAUGUGUCCCGAGUGAAACAUUUCCGCAAUGAGGAGGUCUCACAUUUCGUCUUCAACUUCACACUGGAAAACCAGAUUCACAGCAAUGGAGAAUACAUUAAUGACAGGUUUAUUAUGAUGAAGUUUAAAUCAGUAACCUUUGAAGAUUCACUUUUUAAGAACUGUGUUUUUGAAGACAUUACUUCACUUAACACAUACUUCAGGAACUGUACUUUUGUGAAUACCACCUUCUACAAUACAGAUCUCGAGCAGUAUAAAUUUGUUGACAGUGAAUUGAUAAAUUGCACAUUUUUUCACAUCAGGACAGGAUGCCAGAUUUCUUUUGAUGAUGACUACAGUGCCUACUGGAUCUACUUUGUUAAUUUCCUGGGAACUUUGGCAGUGUUACCAGGAAAUAUUGUGUCUGCUCUCCUGAUGGAUAGAAUAGGACGGUUAACGAUGCUAGGUGGUUCCAUGGUUCUUUCUGGCAUCAGCUGUUUUUUCCUGUGGUUUGGGACCAGUGAAUCCAUGAUGAUAGGUAUGCUGUGCCUCUACAAUGGCCUCACCAUCUCAGCAUGGAACUCUCUAGAUGUCAUUACUGUGGAGCUGUAUCCUACAGACAGAAGGGCAACAGGCUUUGGCUUUCUGAAUGCACUAUGCAAAGCUGCAGCUGUACUUGGAAACCUAAUAUUCGGUUCCCUUGUUGGUAUCACCAAAGCAAUCCCUAUUCUCCUUGCUUCUACUGUUCUAGUAUGUGGAGGUCUGGUAGGACUUCGGCUUCCUGAUACAAGAACCCAGGUGUUGAUGUAACUGGAAAAAACAUUCACUAUUUAUUUCCUUCUUUGUACAAAUGUCAUUCUCCUGACUGAUGGUGCAAAGGCUUCAGAUUCUCAACACAUAGUAGAGUGCUCAAAUGUCAGAAAUCAAACUCAAAAGAUACUUUGGAGUAGCAGAGAUUUAGCAAUCUCUGCAUGAAAGUUUUAAAUUUCAUAUUUGUUUGCUUGCAUACUUUGUUAUUCAAACCCAUUCACUUUGAAGUGCAAAGCUACCUCUUAAAACAGUUUUGGUGACAUAUCCAGGAAGGUAAAAACCAUACUGAUAAUUAGGUAUUUAAAAUGCAAGCAGUCAGAUUAUUUCAAAAACACAUGCUAAAUUUGGCCAUGGCAUUGUGAGCUUUAGUUACAGUACAGGCGUCCAUGUCAAUUACUUAACAGUAUUGGUGCAGGGAAUGUUAAUGUAUCAAUGCAUGCAGCAUUUUCAGGAAACUCAACUGAUUGCAUCAGUACUGAGGACAGUGACCUACUGCAGUUGUGUUUAGGUGAUAAAAACUCGUGGCAAUGACUCUUCUUGGGAAACAUUUUUAGGCAGAUUCAAUCUAAGCAAAGAUUACCAACUACACCCCAUACUGACUGAGGAGAAGGCAACAGCUACUGCCUGGAAUUUAAAAGUCCAUAUAGGUAUGCAGCAGCAGAGAGAAUAACAAAAUUAACAUUUUUACUUUUUGCUGCAGAUGCUCCAGAAAACUUUUGUUUUAUUCUCACUUGUGGCACCUGGAUUUUUUUUCCACUUUAAACAGUGAAUUUGUCUUAUUCCAGGAAUGAAUAAAUGCAAAUAGUUUUGCUGUUGUUAGUAAGAAUAAAGGAAGAAUCAGGCCAUUGAACUAUAAGGAUGAUACUUUCAGAGGUUUAUUUGGAAUUCAUAUAUGUAAAGACCUUAUUUCUUUUCAUAGUUUCUACACUUCUUAAUAUAACCAUUUUCUUGACUAAUUUUUAAUAGUUCCAGAAAUGUCUGACCGCUUAAUAUUUUCAAAUGUCUCUUUGAAAAGCCACUAAGAAAUAAGCCAUGGCAAGGCUGCAGGGAAUAGUAAUGCUUUAUUAGACCAAGUGCAUAGAUGGAAAGCAAAUGGUAGUUAAUACAUUCCUUCUAUGCUGUGGACUGUUCUGAUUACUGGAAAAAUCCCCAUCAGUCCUAAUGCUAUGCAAAACGUUAUGGGAUCUCUUUAAAAUAUCAGCAUUACAAAUUUACUACAGAUACAUUUAUAAAAUCAUCAAAGAAAAGAGGCAGAUCCUCUGAUGACAAAAACUUGCCUUGCUUUCAGUGGAGCUAAGACAACUUGUAUCUGCUGAUUAACUAUUUUCAGUUUCAAGCGUGAAAUAACAAAUUUGCUAUAAAACAUAUAGAAAAUUGUAUUCAAUAUUUUUUCUAAUUAUGUCUGACAGCAUUUAACAGGUAGAUGAAUCAUUGCCAAGCAACUAAGCUUUCAAAUAAGGUCAUCAUAUAAGUAAGCUAGAUCUUUUUUAAUAGGUUUUUCUCUUGCUCUUAGAUGUCAACUUGGAUUUAGGUAGUAAUAUGUGGCACUGCAGUCUUUAUCAUUCAUCAUCUUUGUCAUAAUUGUAGAAUCAGUAAAAGUCUAUGCAAGGAGAUCUUUCAACAUAUUUAUAGUUCACUGUUUAAUCUACUGAUUCUAGAAGUGACAGUUUGAGUUACUAACAAAUGUCUCUGCUACACAUUGUAGCACAAAAAAUGUUAGCCCAAGAUGCUGUUUUCUCCUAUGGAAUGAGAAAAUUGGCAGAAUUUAAAAAGCAUGAGUAUGGAAAACUAGGGAGCAUUAUUUUGAUGUUGGUAAUUUAAAAAAAAAUAGCAAGUGUGUUUAUUUUGGAGUGUUAAGAUAAAGAUAUUUGAGAUGAAAAAUUUUAUGUUUAAAUCUGACUUAGACAUGUCUCUUAAAUUUCUAAACUAUGCUAAUAAAUGAGGAAGAACUAUUUUUCACUAAGGUUUGGAAAAAAUUCUGGCCUUAGUUUUGCAUCUGUGGGCUUUUUUCUACCAAUCAUAGCCCUAAUAUUAUUUUAAGGCUGUUUUCUACAAUUAAGAUUAUAUUUGAGCCCUUUUUCUCUGUGCAAUUUAUUAGUAGCACAUGUUCAACUCCUUACACAUACUGCACAAGUUAUUUUGAAAUCUGAAGCCUCUGUACAUAUUUGGAGUAAACACCAACAACAGUGGUAAAAUAUUGCUUUGUGUUGCUAUGCACUGUCCUCUUGCAGUAGUAUAUUCUGUCCAUCUCUGCAUGUAAUUCCCAUCACACUCCCAUGCAGCACUUCAUACCUUCUGACCAGCUUGAAGGAAAUGGGUCACAGAAAUAUAGUAUUCAGAUUUUGAGGGCUAUGAUUCAAGUUUAACACUCUAAAAUCUCAUAACAUGUAAAACUAUGUUGAUUUCAGUGUUGGUCUUAUCAUAAAUCCUGACUAUAUCAUAGGUCUGUGAUUAAGUCUGUAUGUAAUGAAAUGUAGCAACAACAGGAACUAGCAGAGAUUUUUAAAAAUGGACACUGCAUGGCACAGAACUAUGAUUUUCUAAGGUGGAAAAAAGGAAAAAAGAAUAGUGGAUAGGAACUGGGAGAAUAAGUAAAUGAAAGAGAUGAACAGAGAAAAAAACCAAGAACAAUUCCAACAUAUGAAACAAAACCUAAAGUUAGAAUUUUCCCAGAUGGUAAGCUAGCUGGCUCGACAGAUUUGAGCUAGUGUGCAAGCCAACAUCAAAGUUGUUUGAGUAUGCAAUAGUUUUUGCUUGAGUACAGUAAAGAUUUAUCUCAUAAAGACAAAAAAGUGAAUGCAAUUUCACACUAUAAAUAACUUUGUGAGAUAGGUGAAAUCCACAGACUGGAACAGAAAUCUAUGGAGAUCUGGACACAAAUGUUACAUUAUAAGCAAAAGUAUUUUGACUGGUCUUCAGCAAUUCCGUCUUUUCUUGCAGCCUCCAAAGCAAUCACAGGUAAUAAAUAUUGAACAGAAGGAUCUACACUUUCUUUCUAUGUCGAUUCACUUAUAUGUCACACAAAAGAAUCACUUAGUGGCAUGGCUAGAGUCCUAAUAUACCAGACAGAAGCAAACUUGACAGCAUUUGUGUGUUACAGUUAUAAAACCUAUGUAAUCGAAACUUCUAAUUUGUCUCUUUUGGUCCCAGAACUGAUUGACUGCUAACUAGAAAUCCCUGUCAGUCUAAACUGAAGUAGAAUAUAAUAUCUAGCAAUUUUCUGUGCAGCUGAAAAGCUCAUCCCAACAGCAGCAAUGACAAAAAGCACAAUUACCCCUGAAAACACAUGAGACAGCAUUUAGAAUAUUGUUAACCAUAACAGUCAAAUAUUUUUAAAUUUGGAAACUGUCCACAAAAGAGACCACAUGUUUUAAUUUUUGGCAAGGAAAUUUUAUUUGAAUUAGUUUUACUCCUUACAGGUUUUCUAACAGUAGAACUUGACUUAGCAGACUCUAGUUUCUUGAAAGCAUUUUAUUCACCAUGUUUGUACUCUUUAACCAGCUUGGUUAUGUCCAUGCUAGCACCCUGCUGCUUGGAAGCAUGCACUACAACAUUUGGCAACCACUGCAUUGGUUGUUGAGUACAAGCUCCUAGAAAGGGAACUACGGAUAGGUGUUCACGGUGGAGUGCUCAACAAGAUAGGUAAUUAAUGACCUACUGUGAAGCCUUCAUCCUCUCAGCUUGAUUUUAACCAGUUCCCUUACAGAGUUGUGUACUACAAAAGCUGGGCACUUAUGAAAAAGAGUUAGCCCUCCUUCCUGAUGGCUCCAGUAGUCUACUCCACCUUUAUCAUCUUAGGAACAUGGGUCAAAGUUAAGACUGCUAACUCAAGCUCUGCUUGCUUUCUCUUCCUGCCAUUCCAUUAAUUCCAUCCCAAAUUACUUUUCUUGCUAGAGGAGCAGCCUUAAAGAAAAUUAAAACCCCUCACCUGUUUAUGACUUCCCAGUAACAUUCAGUAAGAAGUUUUGUUACAUGUUUUGCAUUUUGGUUAUAACUUUUUAAAACAAUAGGUAAAGAAGCCUUAAAAGUCCUUCUGUGUGUGAAUCUCACCGUUUGAGACAGCUAGACUCCACGUUUACCUGCCUAUCGAGAAGGCUGACCUAAUAGAAGGAGAGGUGUCCUCUCAGAAUAGCUCCUGUUGACCUCCUGAUUUGAGGGAAUUUUCUUGCCUGUGCACCUAGCUCAACUCCAUUUGGAGGAAAUUAUAUUCUCUAUUCUUUUUUUUUCUUUUUUUCUACCACUGUGGAGCCUUAUCUUUGUGUAACUGCUCUGGAGGCACAAUGGCAGAUACCAAUUCUCAACAAAGUAAUAUAGUCCUCAGUCCCUCAUAUGGACAGCCUCUGUGUGCUAGGCUUUAGCUCUCUUCCCAUUCUGAGUUUUAAAUUAAUCUUCCUUAGUCAGAGAAAGAUGUUUACAUCCAGUCACACCUCUUUACCUAAACAAGAUGCUAUCACGCUAAUACAACCUACAAGCCAUGUUUCCUGUUUAAUAACCUGGAAAUGCAAUUGAAAUUUCACUCACAAUGUUAAAAAAUGAAUCUUUGCACUCAGGGGGUCAAGGACACAAGAAGUAAAAACAGAAAUGCUCCACUUCCUCUGGUGUUUUUAAAGAAAACACAUGUUCAGUAAUCAUAUUCCAGAAGAAAACACAUCUGAGAGGCUGCUUUUCUAUAUUUCCUGCCUUCUUGUUCAUUAAACUUACUGAAAAAUAUUAGGUAUUUCCCUGCAUUAGUACUUUCAAAUGCUGUUGGUUGAAAAAAAACAGCAUGAAAAUACAGACUUUUGCUUGUACUUUCAAGGUAAGACAUGAUUCAGGCAAUGAUGUGGAAUUAGAAGAGACAUGUUAGCCAGAAAAUCUGGAACUCAGUACAAAACAUGAAUUAAAUGGAAAGCAUCAACUUAUAAUGCUACUUGCAGAUCUCACUUACCUUCCUUUAACCUCACAUAGUCUACAGCCAGUCCAUGUGCUGCUAUCAGCUUCAUUUGCUAUAUUUAGAUUCACUAGAGCACUGAACUGCUUUUUUGGGGGUUUUUUGUGUGUGGUUUUUUUUUUGUAAUAGGUCAAUUUCCCAUUUCUUCCUACAAAGGAAGGACGCUUCAACAUUUAGCUGUAUAAGAUUCUCUAGCUGUAUAAGAUUCUUAUAUAGAAAAGCAGAAAAAAGAUAAAUUUGGCCUGGUUUAUUUACUUUUCUUAUUAAACCUUUUGUUGAAUUAUGUAUAAAUAUGCUGGCCUAUAAUAUGGAGUUCUGGGCCUUUGAAUACAUCCUGUGGAACUCAAAAUGAACAAAGCAGUAAUUUUCAGCAGUCUUCUCCCACAACAUACACAUGAGUUACAUUUAAUAAGACCAAAACACUUAGGGAAAAAUACAGUGCUUUCUAGCGUAAACAGUCUAUUCUCUUUGACAAAGGUCUAGAACAUAUUGCUUUCUUCGGACCAGUACACAGUAGGAUAACCAAAGAUUGGAGAUUAAUUAACAACAGGAGCAUUUGGGUGAGGAUGACCUGACAUGAAAGUAUUGUUCUUUCCACCCAGGGUACUCAUGAAUAUACAUUUGAAUGACACAUAACCAAGAUGAUUUGUAGAGACCUUGCCCCUACUCUGGCCAUCAACACAUUUGAGUUGUAGCCAGACAUACCAGCCCAUAAGUGAGAGAGAAAGUGAGAGAGAAAAAGAGCUGGCAGGCACUUUCAGCACUCUCUCCACAGCUAGCCACCUAAAUUAAUUUCUCUUGGAUCCUAAGGAUCUGAUUUUUUGGCUUAGCUUUCUAAUUUCUAAUUUUGGACAUCUACCACUUCCCAUUCAGUUUUCACAAGUAAUCAUGACUAAGCAAGCUGAAGCUGCUUUAAUGCUGAAGGACAGCACUCACAGCUCAUUGCAAGUAGAGUACUCUGCAAGAGUCCAGUGUCAUAUGUGUUGUUCCAGUUUCAUUUGUUGUCAAGCGCUAAAGUUGUCAGCUAGCACUUCUCCUGUACAAUUCUGCAUGUAUUCUUAUCUAUAAGUCAUGUCUUCUGUCCUCUUAAUGUCUGCCUUGUAUGACCAUAUGUAUGUCCAUCCCCCACUGGCUAUGUGAUAAAAAAUAUUUUGUGAAUCUUACAUGGGUCUGUCUUACCCAGUUAAAAAGACGAGGGUUGGGAAAAAUAAUGAAACAGAAUCAAAUUAAAUGUAAACAAUGAAGAGUAAUAGUUCAAGAAAUAGGCUUCAAUUUUUUUUUUUAGAUGUUUUCCUCAAUCCUAGCCUGAAGUUAUAUAAUAUUGCAUAUUGUAAAGAAAUAGUACACAGUUAGAAGUGAACACAUAUGUGGGCGAGUAUACACAUAUACGGACAUACUCACCUCUAUAACAGAGAUGAAUCUUAAACUUACAAACCAUAUUCUCAUCUCUUUCUCCAUGACAGUGUUACUUUCUUCAUUGUGCGUUAUGCUUUGAACACAAAUAACAUCCUGUUCCAUUCCUGGUGCAGAAACCUUUACUUAGUCAUGUGCAAAAUUGUUGGGAUGCCAAGAGUCAUCUCUACUGGCCAUUAGCUUCCAGUCAUUGGAAAGGAUUCCUAAAAUGAUCUGAAAAAUGAGCUUUGGCUUAGUUGUUGCCUUCCCCUGUCUGCCCAACCCACCCUCCUGCCCCAUCACACUGUGCCAAACAGCAAAACAGCACAUCAUGCAAAGGCACUGGUGUUCCAGUGACUAGGAGACACAGCACUCUCAGAUACAUAUACUCCUAUAAGCUAUGAAUUUUGUCUUAUUCAACCAAAAGGCCUUCAAAAUGGUCCAUGGGGAUAUCAACAUGCUAAUUUCUGUGUAAUGUAUGAGAAAAUGUAUGUGAUAUUCUGUAUUGUACGUUUUUCAUUGUUUCUGCAUAUAUGGCUGCUGUUGUUCUAGUGAUGCGGUUAAAGAGUUAUCUGCUACUGUUCUUAUCAGCAACUUUUGACCAGCCUGAAUCAGAGCUAUUGCCAGGGUGUUUUUCAAUUAAUGAUUAACACCCAUGAAGAUCUUCUACAGUAAUUAGUGCCAUAUAAAGUCAUGGAUACCAUAAAUGAAGCCAAUCCAGGUGAAAAUAGCAGCACAUACCCACAGACCGGUGACAGUGGAAAGAGCUCUUCCAAAAGCUCUGGCGUCUGCUACAUUUCUUCUUUGCUCUUUUCAGGAUGUUCGCUCUCUGCAGUAUUCUUCCUCUGGUAGGGGACAUGCACUCAAGCUACAGAACUAAGAAAGCAGGAGAAAGGGCAUAUUUCUUUCACAGGAAAGAACAUAUGUUUGCUACAGGAAAGCCAGCUCUAUAAUAGGAUUAAAACAAACAAACAAACCAACCCAAGCAGCUUGCUAUUCUUUUUUAUCCCCAUGUCCUCUUUGAGUUGAUAAACUAAAUACCACUCCUUACGAAACCUUUGGGAGGAGGCUAAGAAAGGGUAGCAAGGCUUACAUGAUAGUUCUUUUGGAAAGGAGGAGACCUUUCCAAGGGGUAAACAUAUGCAAUGAAUGAAACGAUAACAUAUAGUUUUCUAAUUGUGAUCACAAACAGGCAGUUUUAAGUAGAAAAUUGUCAUUCAAAUCUACAGCAGUGGUAGAUAGUACUACCUUUUAUACGGAAAUGAUAGUACUACCUUUGAUACGGAAAUGUGUAAACAGAGAUUAAAAUCAAUGGAUUGGAGAAAAAGGAGAAUAUUUAAGAGCAACUUUUAAAACCCAACCUCCCAUCACCUCUUUUGGACAAACCUUUUAGUGCUUUCCUGUUUCUUCCUGCUACCAGUUGUCCUAAUAUGGUGACUGAUUCCUUUAGUGCCUCACUAAUGAAAUGAAAGGCUAAAUUGACAUUUGCAACAAAAAUUGAGAGCAGACAUGAAAUUAGCACUGUAGGAAAGCUAGCUCAUUUAUAAGAAUUUUAAAAAUGCCCCAAGCUGCUAGUGUCUGCCUGCAUUUAUUGUCCUCCAAGGUUUAGGUUUAGGAUCCUACAAAGUGUUACAUGUCAGAAGUUUUGUAUGUGCAAUCUGAUCCCUAUUUAAAUCAGUGAAGCAAUUUUUUAGGAUCAAGAGCAUUGUCUUUCAAAAAUAUGAGGUAUGUGACUGUGUAUCCUGCCAUGCUGGAAUUGCUAUUGUGAGAGAAAUGUGUUUUUUCAACCCUUUUUUUAGGAUUAAGAAUUUUAGCCUGGUUUUUCCUAUAAAUGUAGUGCUUCACAAACUUUAAAAGAUUUCAAUACCAAAGCUACAAGCUAAGCGAAUCAAAUGGCAACUUCUUUUAAUCAUUUUCUACAGAACAUUGUAUUAAAAAACCCAAUUAAACUUUAAAAAAAUUCUGUAUUACCUUUAGCUACAUAACAUUGUGACAACUAAAUUAUAUCUCAUGCUUGGCCUCAAAUAUAUGUAGGAAUAUACUGUACAAAAUUAGAUUUUUUUAAAGUGGGCAGUUUCUAUUGCAGUGUAAUGACAUAUGUGCAGAAGUCAGGUAUCAAGGAUGAGGUACAGAAAGUAGAGCUCUUGGUCUUCACUGCAACUUAUUGGUAUUGUAAGGCUACUGAUUUUCUUAAAAACUUGUUCAUUUUUUGCUUUCACUGCAAUUUAUUGGCAUUGUCAGGUUACUGAUCUUAAAAACCUGUUAGCAUUUUCUAAUGCUAAGCAACAGAAGGAAAACAUGUAUUCUUUCCUAGUUUUUUGCAGUUAUUUUCUUUUCCAAAUUUCUGCUUCUAAACUUCCACUCAAAUUUCCAACUGCUCUGAGCCAACUGUCUGUACCAUUUUUCAAACAGUCUUUAGUGUACAAACACACAGGUAUGUCAGUGGCUGUAUGUUGUCAAGAAAAUCAUUACCACUUCUGACAAUCUCCAUUUCUCAAUGCAAGGUAACAUGUAACAUAUUGUAUAUACGGGUAACAAGCUACUUUAAAGUUGAAUUGCCAUUUGAACAUGGGAAUUUGACUUCAGAUCUGCUAAUCUGCAUCAAGAUCUUGGCAAUGGUCCUGACCUCUCUGUUUCUUUCUUUCUUUGUUUCCUUUACUGCUGUGUGGGCCUGGAAAGCAGGUUACAGACAUCACUAUUGUAUAUAUGUGCUUGCAUGUGUGUGCCUUGAUAAAUUCUCACUUUUGGAGCUCUGGAUUUUUCAUUUCAAGUCCAGCUGGUACAAUUGUGAACUCAUCUUUCCAGUAUCCUCAUCUGUGUCAGAUUGCCAGCUUCCAAAAUGUUUGACCAAGUGUUUUGAUUAAGUCCUCUGAGGAAAGCUGUCUGUAUAUUUGUGAAAGGGCAUGCUCUGUGUAGGAUGACUGUGUACAGUAUAAAUCUAUAAAAUGUGGAAGUGUUUAUAAAUUUAUCUGCAAAAUAUUUAUCAUCUGUGUAACAAAUGCAAAGUUAUUUAGUGUACAUCAGAUUAAUAAAUGGGGAUGAUUUUUUGCUCUGCUAUAUUAAAAUAAAGAUAUGUUCUCUGCAAUGAAUA